Caretta caretta (loggerhead turtle) is the source of this 2025-nucleotide messenger RNA. RefSeq lists its product as uncharacterized. The record is from RefSeq and is a predicted model, not a curated record. NCBI's taxonomy places the organism in Eukaryota, Metazoa, Chordata, Testudines, Cheloniidae.
AUGCGGAAGCAGUGCCUGCAAGCAGGGGCGGCGCGCAGAGCCACCUGGCUGCCCCUGAGCCUAGGAGCUGAACAUGCCAGUCGCUUCCGAGAGCCACCUGAGGAUGAGAUCCAUGCCUUCGAGGCACAUGUGCAGAGCUGCCAGAAAGACUUUGACCUGCACACGCUUUACAACGUGCUGCUGCUGCUCCUCCCCGGGAGCCCGACCUGGGAGGUGCAAAGCCUAGAGCAGCUGGAAAAGCUUGUCGCAGGCAGGGACUGGCCAGGCCAGGACACCGUGAAAAUUACAGGCAGCGCUGAGAGUUGUGAUGUCCCUGGCUAUGUCGCCUGGCUCAGCUCCUACCUGGGGUAUUUAAAUGCUUUAAAAGAGACGUUUGAUGCUAAAGUCGUGUUCCCUUUGUGUGAGCACCUGUAUGUCCACGAUGAGCUGGAUGUCAGGGCCGAGCGCCAGUCUCCUGUGGGUUCCUACAGCAGGUCUGGUGCUGGGCAUAGGGGGGAGAAGAGGCCCCACGCUGUGACCUCCAUUGCAGAUAUUGCCAAGCAACUGUUUGCUGUCAGGAGGAAGUGGGCCUUGCUGCUCAACCGGCGGGUGAUUGACGACCGAGUCUUCAGCCCCCAGAGCCUGUGCGCCCUGCAGGGCUUUGCCAACAUUGGCCCCGUCGUGAAGGUUCUGAGGCUGGUCCCUGACAUCUUUCACAAGAGCUUGGCCACGGCAGCGCUUGGCAGGCAGUGGCUCAGUCUCCAUGGAAGCAGAUACAGCGUCUUCCAGCUGCCAUCAGAACCAGGCCAGGAGAAGGGCGAGUGUAGAACUGGGCUGGCUCCUGGCACCUCUGAGCCCUGGAGGAAUGGAGUGGCCAUAUGCCUCCCUGAGUCUGCCAACGGCUGCAGCAGUUUCUCAGGAGGCCAGUUACACCCCAGACCCAGGAGAAGCAGCAGCAGCUUCAGCUCCCAUGAUGGAGGAGGCUGGCUGGGCAACGUCAGUGCGAUGCGAACCAAGCUGCGGGAGAGUCGAGAGGAGCUGAUGGCCCUGCUCUGGCGAGUGGAACGUGCUGGAGUGCUGGAAACCCAGCUGCACGAGCUAACCCAGAGCAUCUCCAGCCUGCAGCUGGAGCAGCAAGAUACAAGGCACAAGCUGGACAAUUUCCAGCAAAGACUGGAACAGGCAGACUGGGACAUGCCUGGCAGCAUACCGCUGCUUAGCAGCCAGUGCCAGGCAACGCUCAGACAGCUGGAGGACCUGGGGCGGCACGUGGAGCUGGAGGAGUAUCAUAAGAGCAUCUUGCAGAGCGACUGGCUGCUGGAGCUGGAGCUCAGACCAUGUCUUAUUCGGCAGCUUGAUGCAUUGCAGCAGCACUGCAGAGAGCUGGAGCAGUCGCUACAGGCCGGGGACCAGGCCACACUGCAGCAUCUCCUGCCAGCAAGUAGGACGGACUCUGCUUCCCUGUGUGACUCAGGGCAUUGCUCCACCGCGUCUCCCAUGCCGACAAAUAAAGCCUGAGUCCUGCCUUUGGAGAGGGACAAUGGCAGGAGGGACUGGACCCCAUUUUGCUGCCUCUGUUAAUUGAUAGACUCUGUGUAUAUGUGUACUGCUCAAUGCACGUGUGUGUCUGCCCCCCCGCCUGCUGCUGGAUGGAGUCUGACCUGCAUCUCUGACCUGCCUUCCAGGGUGGGAGACCCACAGCUGCUGCUGCCAGCGGCAAUCUGAGAUUUGGGGCACAUGUUUCAGGAACAGACGUUAAACCUGGAAAGUGAGAGCAGGAAGGACUCAGCUCCCUAACUUGUGACUGCAAGGAAUCGCGGUAUCUGCCCAGCAGAGUCCAGGCCCCCUAGGCCAGCUCAGCGUUCCUGAAGAACAAGGCCAAAAGCCUUGAGCAGCCAGCAUCCGCCCCCCCCUCCCCGCAGUGUAUGACUCAACUUAUCCUUCCCUGCAGUGUCCCUGUCAUCCAAACGCUCAGCCCACAUGCCACCUGGGACCCACAUAGCACCAGCUCCAGACUCUGCCACCAGAGGGGGCAGGAAAUGCACC